UGAGAAUUUUGACCCUCUUGGCUUCCCAUACCUGCUACGUCUCAAAGCAGCUGUCAGCGGGGAAGCUGCUGUCAAAGCAGUGCUAACCUACGGUAGCUGUAGCUAGCCGGCUAGCUGGCACCGGGAGACAGUAAAAAGGAAGAAGAUGGCAGGUGUGCACCCCCAGGACGACCUGCUGAAAAUGACACACAGAGAAAACUGGAAGGUGCAGCAUGAGCGUCUGCACGUGAAGCACCGGGGUCACGAAGCCAUGCACGCGGAGAUGGUGCUGAUCCUCAUCGCCACGCUGGUGGUGGCUCAGAUAGUCCUGGUUCAGUGGAAGCAGCGGCACCACCGCUCCUACAAUCUGGUGACUCUGGUCCAGAUGUGGGUGGUUCCUCUUUACUUCACCAUCAAACUGUACUGGUGGAGAUUUCUGUCCAUGUGGGGCAUGUUCUCCGUCAUCACCAGCUACGUCAUCUUCAGAGCAACCCGCAAGCCGCUGUCCUGCAGGACGCCGAGGAUGGUGUACAAGUGGUUCCUGUUGAUCUACAAGCUGAGCUAUGCAGUGGGUGUUCUGGGCUACCUGGCCAUCAUGUUCACCAUGUUCGGCUUCAACGUCUUCUUCAGGAUCAAGGCUGAGGACUCUAUGGACGUUGGCGUCAUCAUGCUGUUUUACGGACUUUACUACGGCGUCAUGGGCAGAGACUUUGCUGAAAUCUGCUCUGACUACAUGGCUUCUACAAUCGGGUACUACAACAAGGGAGGCAUGCCCAGCAGGAGUCUGACCAACGACAUCUGUGCGGUGUGCGGUCAGAGGAUCCUGGUGGACGUGGAGGAUGAAGGAUUUAUAGAAGACACCUACCAGCUCUCCUGUGGACACAUAUUCCACGAGUUCUGCAUCCGCGGCUGGUGCAUUGUGGGUAAGAAGCAGACGUGUCCGUACUGCAAUGAGAAGGUCGACUUGAAGAGGAUGAUGAACAACCCCUGGGAGAAGACACAUGUCCUGUACGGACAGCUGCUUGACUGGCUCAGAUACCUGGUUGCCUGGCAACCAAUUAUCAUCGGUAUCGUCCAUGGGAUUAAUUUCUCCCUGGGCCUCGAAUAGAGCCCUGAGGAACACCACUGUCAGUACUGUAUGUACCCGGAGUCGUGUAAAGCGCAAGAAACUUUUCGUGGCAAAAUGUCAAGCUCAGCCGACGCUACAAGGAACUGACUCAGGCUGCUUUUGAAGUCUUCGUUUCUUCAGUACUUGUUCUUUGACUGAACGCUUGCACGGUUUUCCUGCAGACGGAUCCCAGGUGGUCUGGACCUCUGUUUGCGGGGGACACUGUGAUCCCAAAAUCUGCUGCCAACUUGAACAGAAGUGUUUGAGCACAGAUCCAGUAUUUCAUUUCAAAAAGUUUUGACACCAGAAAUGUAUGUGAAGUUUGAAACUUUCAGUCUGUUCAAAUGUUGCUGUCUUGCAUGUUGUUUUUAUUGUGAUAAAUCAUUGCUUUACUUUGUACUGUAUCACACAGAAACGCCUUUUUAAACAGUUUUAUGGUUAAUUUGCACACUCCUCACUGCUGCUGGCUCUGUUGACGCCACUAACGUGUUUCUGUUCAAACUAGAUUCAAAUAAGCAUUGAUCUUCAUUAGAGGGCUGCAGCUCUUUGCACAUUGAUUACGAACAAGACAUUUAUGUCCAAAUAGGCCAAAUAGUGGUACAGCUAACCUGUUUACAUUUCAUGUAACUUAUUUUAUUACAAAAGUUUGAUUUGAUUGUUUGUUCUGUUACGUAAUAAUUUGUAUGAAGCUAAAGUUGAUGAUUUGUGGUCAACUUAUCGUAGCAGUUGGAGUCAAUAUGUCACUUUUAUGUUUCUGAAUGAGUUGCUGUCAGUGCAGCUGAUCCUACAUGAUUUAAACUGGUGAAGAAGAGAGGAAAACAUCCUUUCAAGGAUCAGUUUAAGUAUCAUGUUACAGAAAGGGGGGUAAAGUUCAGAGAGAACGAGGUGGUAAUGAUUUGUUGCUAUUCUCCCAACUUGGCGGCUUGUGUCCUCCCUCUGGUAACCAGCCUCCAAACAUUCAAUAACAGGAGUUUGAAUGAGUUUGUUGAAGUUCAUGACAAGUUUUCCAUCCGUUUCUUUUGCCAACUCAAAUAUGUUGCUUCCUUAUCAGAAGUGCUGCUGAUAUUAACUUUGUAUUGAAUAAAUAUUUGUAAAACCA
Messenger RNA from Thunnus maccoyii (southern bluefin tuna), 2186 nucleotides. RefSeq names its product ring finger protein 175 (gene rnf175). The transcript is spliced from 9 exons. Gene Ontology annotation, molecular function: metal ion binding; ubiquitin protein ligase activity. The record is from RefSeq and is a predicted model, not a curated record. The coding region runs from base 146 to 1087 and encodes 313 amino acids. NCBI's taxonomy places the organism in Eukaryota, Metazoa, Chordata, Actinopteri, Scombriformes, Scombridae. Gene Ontology annotation, cellular component: endoplasmic reticulum membrane; Golgi membrane.